GUAAAAGCAGCGCAGUGAAAUGUUUUGCUUGUCCUGACAGGUCUUACGGAGGACAUCAAAAGGAUGGAACCGCCAAAAGCAGCAUAUGCUGUUGUGAUUCUUGUUGUUUUCUGCUGCUUUUUGGAACACCAGGAAUACACCCAGCCUGUGAAGUCCUUGUUUGAGCAACUGAUGACUAAGAAUCCCUUCAGUGCACAUGGAAGAGAAAAACGAGCAACCAACAUAACCAACGUCGACUAUAAGAUUGAAAUAUCCAUAAGCCUGUCUGACCUGGAACCUCUUAGACUGCUUCUCAGCAACAUCAGCUUUCCUGCUGUGAUCAACAACACAGGAGAAGUUACCAGCAUCAACGUAACAACAGAGUGUUCUUCUAAUCUGACUGAAUAUCAGUGCACAUGUAAAGACAACUAUGCCUGGUCUUACAACCAAUGCAUCAGUUAUGGAGCCUGUGAUCCCAUUGUUGGUGACGUGUGCGGAUGCAUUAAAAACCUUCCCACAGAUAAUCAGUUCUGCCAGCUCAACACCACUCCUUCAGUGAUGACUCCUGCCUCUCCAACAACACCUGCCUCGCCAACAACACUUGGAGAACCAGUAUACAUCGAUGUGGACAUAGACUUGCGCUUUUCUGCUCUCAUGUCCUCCAACAUCAUCGAUGAAAUCAACAGGAGACUGAAAGCUGCUCAACAGCCGAUCUCAUCAAAAUUUCAAAUAUUAUACUUUAACAUCACAACAGGAUGCUUUCCAAGCCCAAGCGGUGGUAGACAGUGUCAAUGUGGGGAUCAAUUCGCUUGGUCAUGUGACAAGUGUGAACUCUAUGGUGCGUGCAGUAACACCACUGGAGAGACCUGCAGCUGUAUCAAUGGAGUACCUGCAGACCAAUUCUGUCAACCAAUCUCAAGUGUCCCUUCAUGCCCAACACCAACUUCAGCAAUGACAACUGCAGAGCUGCCCUCAACAAUACAUCCAACUAAUGCUUCUACAGAGUUGGCAACAACGCCUUCACCAUCUACUGUGAAAACAUCUCCUACCACUGUCACAACAACAACAACACCCCUACCACCAGCUCCAGCUCCAAGUUUCACUGAUCUGGUCUUUGAUCUACGCAUCCCAAUCAUCAAUGUUCCUUACACCGAUACUGAAAUUGGACAAGUUUUAGGGAUCGUGAAAGGGUAUUUGCCAUGGUAUUUCUCAAAUGUGAAGGUUUUAGAAGUUGACUUGACCACAGUAUGUGUCGCAAACACAACCGCAGAGCUGACGUGUGAAUGUCAGGAUCAGUAUUUCUGGUCAUGUGACAGGUGUAAAACCUUUGUUGGAUGUAAUAACACAAGCACAAAGACCUGCUGCAUCAAUGGACCGAAUGUGACCUUCUGUGAGCUCAAUACAAAUAUCUCUUCAUGCCCCGCAACGCCUGAACCACCCAUCAUAAUUACAACAAAACCACCCACCCCGGUUGAGACAACACCAACCACUCCAGCGAAGAUGACGCCAACCACUCCAGUGAAUACGACAACAACAACCACUCCAGUGAAUACGACAAUAAUCAUUCCACCUGGCAUAACACCAACCACUACAACUACGAAGCCACCAACCACUCCAGCUACGACAACACCAACCACCACAGUUACAAAGACAGUCUUAAAGUUUUCCAUGGAUUUGGAAUACAAACAAGAAUACAAUGAUGCAACCAACUCAGUAUACCUAAAUAUUUUUGGUAUUAUUUCACCUGCUUGUAAGGCGAUUGUCCCUAGCUGUAACGUAGAUGGAAUAGUUUUUUCAUCUGGAAGUACUGUUGCUUCUUACACUAUCAGUGCUACGUCCAUUGACAGUAGUCAGAUUCAAAAAAUUAAUGAUGGAGUUGUUAAUGGAGUUUUAAAGAGUUAUCCUGUCAUUUUUGAAGGUACAGAUUUAAAGUUUAGCUCGGCUACAGUAAUUUCAGGAACCUCCGUGGAUAUCACAUGUGGAAGUCCAGAGGCAGGUUUUAAUUUUGGUCCAAUUGAUUCUGUGGCGUGGACAAUUGAUGGUGCCGCUCUUAGUGCUGAUACAGUUCAAGGAUCCCUAAAGGCCAAUUCCUCCAUAUUAACGGGCAUAUCGUUUGCUCAGACUGGAGACGUCCCUUGUGUGUGUUUGCUGCGAGCGGGAAACAAGGUUUUGAGACGAAGAGGAACUAUUAAAGUUAUGCCAAAACCGGACAUUAAAGUGACUCCAUUGAAAGAUGUUGUGCUUUGUGGGACAAAGGAAGUAACAUUGACAUGUUCUGUUCAAUCCCCCUACAAAGUCAGGUUUGAACAAGAUCCUACUAAAGAGGGUCAAACAGUCACUUACACGUAUCCAGUGUCUAGCUGUGUAGAUGGGAAUUCUCAAAAAGUUGUUUGUCAGUGGGUACCUGAAUCAUACGCCCCAAAUCUCAAACUUAGCCAAGUCGCCACACUGAGGUUUGCAAACCAGAUUUUGUGCAGGAGUGAAACAUUUGGUGACGGAACACUUGGUUACAUCGGAAUUGCAGCUUGCGACCCUGACAAAACGGGAGAAAUAACAGCUGAAUGUAUGGCAAAUGGUAAUUAUGAAAAUGUUCAAGACAACUGUGUCCUGAAAGAAAUCCAAAACCUGCUUGAUCUGUCUGGGGCCCUGAGUCCCGUUAACGUGCCACCAUUCUUGAAAAAACUGAGCAAUGUAACUAAAACAUCCUCCACGGAAAUUAACAAAUCUCCUGCAACUAUUGGCGCUAUUGUCAAGAUCUUAGACAAUGUAGCAAAUUUGGACACAAAAGUAGACAAAGACUCGAUGACGUAUGUUCUGGAAACAUCUGGGACUCUAACCAGGGAUGACUCACAGGACUCGUGGAUUUUUCUGAACAAAAAUGACACGACAAACGCCAACGGUACCACCGCUGCAACCAGUAACAGCCGAAGCUCUUUAUUCCUGAAUUCUCUGGAGAGAUUAACUGGAAGUCUUUCAGAUAACACCUUUGUCAUAGACGUGCCUUUUGUUAUUUUGAACAAAACUACAUUUACAAAUAAUUUUAAUUUUGACUUCAAUUCGUCUGUGGCGGUGAACAUACCACAGUCGGAUGGAGGCCAGAAAUCUUUAACAGUUGUUGUGUUUUCCUCUAUGAACAAUGUUCUUCCUCCAAGAGACCAAGUCAAUACAUCGACUAAUCUCAUUAACGGAAAAGUUACACUCAUUCGGUCCAGCGGCAAGAUCAAUAAUAUCUCCUUAACCUUCGACGUUCUGAAUGACACCUUGCACAAUCCAAAAUGUGUUUACUGGAACUUCAGCCUCUUUAACGGUCUUGGAGGAUGGGACGACGAAGGAUGUUUCUUGGUGUAUAGUGAAAACGGCUCCGUCAGCUGCAACUGCAACCAUCUUACCUCGUUCUCCAUUCUCAUGUCGCCGUUUGCUCCAGAUAUCAAGGCAUUGGCUUACAUAACCUAUGUUGGUAUUACCAUAUCAUUGAUCUCCCUAGUCAUCUGUCUCAUCAUUGAAGCCAUCAUAUGGCACAGAAUCAGAAAGAACAGCACGUCGUUUUUGCGGCACGUCUCCAUCGUAAACAUCGCCUUGUCUCUACUGAUUGCAAACAUUUGGUUCAUUAUUGCGGCCAACAUCUCAGACCCUGGAAGACAAAAUGCACCAGCAUGCACUGCAGCUACCUACUUCAUCCAUUUUUUCUACCUCGCCAUGUUCUUCUGGAUGUUGUCUUCAGCUCUGCUGUUGGUCUACCGCACAAUGAGCGUCUUUGGAGGUAUCUCUGACAUAGGACUGUUAGGUAUCGGAUUCGCUCUGGGAUACGGCGCACCUCUCAUCAUCGCAUCCAUAACCAUUGCUGUGACUGCUGGACCAAAGAAAUACAUCCAGAAAGAAGUCUGCUGGCUGAACUGGUUUGAAUCCAAAGCUCUGCUGGCAUUUGUAAUCCCUGCACUGUCAAUCGUGGUCAUCAACCUCAUAAUCCUAAUUGUAGUUCUUUACAAAAUAUUGAGGAGAAGAGUGGGGUCAAACAGCACCCAGGAGGGGGAGAAGCAUGUGCUAAUUGUGAUUGCCAAGAGUUUAGCUGUUCUCACCCCAAUCUUUGGAUUAACUUGGGGUUUGGGAAUCGGAACCAUGGUCGACCCAAGAAACGUAGGAGUCCACAUUUCUUUUGCCUUCUUCAACUCUUUGCAGGGUUUCUUCAUCUUGGUGUUUGGAGUACUCCUAGACAAAAAGGUGUUGCAAGACUUGAGAGCAACCUCACAAAGCAUAUUCAGUGGAACAAAGAGCACCAGUGGAGGAACCUCUUCCAGUAUUUUUGGAUUUCUGAGAAACAGAGGAAGAGGGGGUGGUGUCUAUGUUUCCACCAGUGGAUCCAGUAAUGGUCAUUCAUCCAGCAACACAUGAGGGCGAACUCUUGGAUUUAUAUCACAGACCCAAUAGGACACUUACAGUCUUUCUACUGCAUUUUAUCGUAGUCUUUUUCAAAAUAAAGUAAAACAUCCAGACAAUGCUGAUAAGUACAUAUUUAGUUUGAAGUACUACAUUUUUUAUAAAUAGUUAAAAUGCACUUUUACAGCAUGUUAAAAUGUAAAACAUGGAAGGAUUCUGUGUGUGUGUGUGUGUGUGUGUGUACUAGAAAUCCAGUCAUGAACUCUUUUGCACACAUUACUUCAAAAAAGACAAAUUCUAGUACUGAAUCAUAUAAAACUGGGCUUAUAAAGAGAAAAUAUAACUUGUACCAGUGCAGUGGCCUGUUACGCGUCAUUGUUUUCAGAAAUCCUUUUGAUUCUCGUGAACUUUUAUCUGAAUAGAAGGAAGUUGCUUCGUUGAUUGACAGUCUAGUUGAACUACAGAGCACCUUAACAAAGGAAUUUUGUCGUCUAAGUAGCACAGCAGCUGUGAGCUUUCUUUUUCACUGCGUCAAGUCACGCUAGACCGAUACUGCUUUGGCGAAUCAUGAAAAGAUGCAUUUUAUUAACAUGAGGGCAAAAAUGUCUCUCCCUCCUUCCUAGAAGCUGGUGAUCAAAGCAGGAGAUUGUGGUUUGAUGAAGUUAAUUCUGAUUCUCUCUUAUGUUGAGCAGCGUCACUUAACAGUAGAAGUUAUUCCUUCAUAUCUAAUUUAUUCAUGAAAAGUCUUAAGUAGGAGGAGUUUUUAUCAUUUUUUUGUGAAUUUCUAUAUAAAAUGAGACAAAUCAAAUGUCACAUUUUAUCUUUUUACGUGAAGCAUGUAGUGUAUCCACAACUUAAACGUUUUUGUGUGUCGUAUGUUCGACUGGUGUUGUAAUGGAACAUACUGUGCAACUAUGUGGGUGGCAUCAGAAUGUGGAAAUUGAAAACUGUUGGAACCUGAUAACCCGUAGACAUACCCUUGCACUUUUGAUUUUAAACCACAACCAAACUGAAAUGAUCCGUAUAAUGAGGAAGAGGAUGAAGGGGAAUUUCCCUCCUUGUGAUCACACCAAGAAACGAAUUUGACCUUAAGAUGCGUACUAUACUACUCAUUAGGGGUGUAAUGGAUCACAUCAGAUUCUGUCAUGGAUUUAGGGUCACGAUUCGGAUCAUUUUUCGGAUCAGUAAAAAGAAAAAAAAAUAAUAAAAUUUCUCUUUUCAAAAGUUUGAUGAAACAUAUAUUCAAACACAUGUAUUACAUCAAAAUAUUUACUCAUUGAGGCUUAUUUACAAGAACAAAAAUCUUUAAACUAAAAUAUGUCAUUUCUGAUUAUAUUUAUAUGUCUUAAGACCAAACCUAUAAAAACUGAGAGAAAAGAAUGCUUGGGAAUAGUUUUGAAAAGACUAAAUAUAUCUGGAGAACCACCUAAAAUACGCAUUUUCUCUUGUCCCACCCCACUAUGUCCGAAUUAAAUCCUAAAUAAAAGAGUUAAAAUUAAACUUGAAGGGGUUGGGGGUUCGCGGUACACGUGUGUCCCGAACCGUAGCUAGUGAUCCGUACGGAUUAUCCAUUAUCCGUUACAAAACCUACAACUAAUUAAGAAAAAAAAACUUGAUUUUAAACAUUUAGGUCUCCAAUCGCUUUAUUUUUUUGUUUUGUUUGUUCCGUGUGGAGUCCCUCUUGAAACAACCUGUUUUGACAAACUGACAUUUUGCAGUCACAGACUUUUUAUGCUUAUUCAUUUAUAAAAUGAUAACGAAUUCAAUUUAUGUUUGUUUUUUUGUUGUUUUUUUUUGCACUUAUAUUGUUAAGCUUCAGUCAAACUUAAAUUAAAGUGAAUGAACUCUCAAUAAUCAUCAUCUGUAGGUUGGUGUUUAACACACAACAUGACAAAACGUCGAUUUAAUCGAUUAUAAACUAUCUAACUUUUUUCUUAGACUUUUAGCGCUUUUCAUUUUUAAGCCCUACAUGCUUUUCAUGCAUAUAUAUAUAUAUAUAUUAACGUGUCUGUUAUGGAGCUUUAAUGCUCUGUUGAUGUGUAUUUUUUGUUGUGUUUGAACAAAGAGCACCCUCUAUCAUACUUUGUAUCAGAAAAUGUCUCACAUGAAGUAAACUUUUUAUUGUUCUAAUAAAUUUACUAUUUUUUAAUAAAUGGAAGUGGCUU
Oryzias melastigma (Indian medaka) is the source of this 6518-nucleotide messenger RNA. Its product is annotated as adhesion G protein-coupled receptor F5. Gene Ontology annotation, molecular function: G protein-coupled receptor activity. Bases 64 to 4368 code for a protein of 1434 amino acids. Lineage: Eukaryota; Metazoa; Chordata; Actinopteri; Beloniformes; Adrianichthyidae. Gene Ontology annotation, biological process: G protein-coupled receptor signaling pathway; cell surface receptor signaling pathway. The transcript has 28 exons. Gene Ontology annotation, cellular component: membrane. The record is from RefSeq and is a predicted model, not a curated record.